This is a messenger RNA of Macrobrachium nipponense, 735 nucleotides long. RefSeq lists its product as uncharacterized. The transcript has a single exon. The record is from RefSeq and is a predicted model, not a curated record. The coding region runs from base 1 to 735 and encodes 244 amino acids. NCBI's taxonomy places the organism in Eukaryota, Metazoa, Arthropoda, Malacostraca, Decapoda, Palaemonidae.
AUGAAGGGAUUUAAAUCUUCUGGGGGACUUACACAUGGCAGGGGUAUUACCGAGAGCACUUUAGCCCAGUGGAUAAAAGCAAUGCCAGCAAGUACACAAGUUUGUGAUGCUGUGGAGAAAUUUACUGGUGUUUCAUCUGCAACAACUGAACAGCAUGUUGAAUUGAGAGAAUCACGACAGUUUAAUGAUGGGAAGCACUUACAAAUAUUGCAGAACUGGCUACGAUCUCACUCUCCAUUUCAAGAAACUUUUAGUGGGUUGGUAUCCUUGGGAACAGGAAUAAUUGCUGAUGAUUUAGUGAACUGUGACACAGCAAAAUCAAUUGGCUUAAAAGUAAUGCAUGAUAUGGAUGGCAAGAAGUUCUCAACUAUACACUUAAAAAGAAAGAAUGCAGUACGGUCAAUAUCAGUCAUGAGGAAUGGACUGAAAGUUCGUGAGGAUGUUGUUGCAGUGAACUCUCAACAGCUUUUCAGCAGAAUAAUAUGUGUUUUGAAAAAUGAUGACCAACUUGCUAAUUAUAUGACUUAUGAAUUGGCCCCUAAACCUCCUUCACUCUUUGACGACAUCUCAGUGAGAAAAGGGCUCAAAGCAGCCUUAGUGACUAAAUUGGAAUCAUAUGGACCUUGGGAAGGGUUAGUUUCAGAUGAAUACCAGUAUGUUGUGGAUGGUGGUCAUCUUCUUCAUAAAGUUGUGUGGCCAAGGCCAGCUAUGUAUCGGGAUAUUUUUCAAGCCUAG